Spirodela intermedia is the source of this 7001-nucleotide messenger RNA. The record is from the annotation of a GenBank genome assembly. NCBI's taxonomy places the organism in Eukaryota, Viridiplantae, Streptophyta, Magnoliopsida, Alismatales, Araceae.
AUGGCUUCCGCGGCCGCUGGAUCUACUUCUGUGCGUUACGCCCCUGAAGACCCGUCACUCCCCAAGCCGUGGAAGGGUUUGAUUGAUGGGAAUACCGGAUAUCUCUAUUUCUGGAACCCAGAAACUAAUAUCACUCAGUAUGAGAGGCCUGUUUCUAUCCAUGUGCCAAGCUUGCCGCCACCACCGCCGAAUCCUCCAAAGACUGUAACACUUGUACCGAAUUCUUCUAUUCAAGGGAAGCAGUCGUCUGUUCCUUCAGUUCAUGGUCACCAGAGAGAUCUUAAGGAGGAAGAUGGGCGACACAGUGCGUCACGUGGCCACCAGGUACACUAUCUUUUGUUUACUAUCACUACCUGGUCAUUUGGGUUUUCGUGCUGGUGAGUUUUUUUUCAUGUAGUCCUAAAAUUACUAUCACUAUCUUUUUCAUUUUUUUGUCCUAUCCAUGUCCUUUUCAUGGCUCUUUAACUAGAUACACUAUUAAUAUUGUCCUUAUUUACGUUAAAUUUUCUAUCUUAAUAUUAAAUCUUAUUGGAGUCGUAAUUUUAUGACUGAAUUUCCGCUAGAAUGACCCCUUGAAUAUAUUUCCUUGUACAUGCUUCUUGAAGGUAUAUAGCGGCUGGAAUUUAUGUUCCUUUGUUAAAAAAUGUACAAUAGUUUUAAAAAUUAAGUUUCAUUUGAUAUUUCCGAAAAUUGAUUUCCAAUUAUUGCAACAUGCAUUUUUUUGACUGACAUAGGUUUAUAGGCACGGAAAGCUAAUUGGGGGGGGGGGGGGGAGUUGGUUGCAAGGAACGUUCCACCUUGUGUUGAGAGACAUUUGCGCGAAAUGAACCAUGGGGAACAUUCUGGCGUAAAGUUAAUUAUUUCUGAUCGAGAGUGAUGCAAGAAACGAGUUAUUUUUGAUCUUAUGGGCUUUUAGAAAGCUUUUGAAUCAACUAAAAUAUGCUUAUAUAUAUUAUGAAGCCCAUAUUAAUAUGUGUGCAAACUCACCAAGGAGAAGGGGGGGAGCUUGGUGGAGGGAUAAUGAUCAGGAGCCAAGAGUGGAGAACAAUUUUCGAGACUAAGCGUUAUUAUUUCUGACUUUUUUAUAAUUAAUACGAACUAAAUUUUAGGAUUUGAGUUAUUCGUUUUUAUUUUUUCCCUGAUGACCAGAAGCAUCAUUUUUGUUGAGCCGAUUAAACUAAUUUUACCGUGGAACUUUGCAUUUCUUUGUGACCGAGAUAUUAUCUCAAUCAUCGUACAUAAUGUUUGAUGAGAUUGUCUGAGUGUAUUUUGACUCAUUUUUUUUGUUCACAUUUGAGUCCCAUGUUGAUUUGAUACGGCUUUUCUGGAUUCUGAAUGUAUCAAAUUUCUACCUGCUAUUUUAUUGGCUUUUGGUAAUGUUUUCUUUUUUAUUGAAUCCUUAUAUUUGAUAAAAUUAGAGGUCUAUUCCUGUUUAAGUACGAGGAAGGUCGAUCAUAUUUGUUUUGUUGUUUAUGUUAACGGCACAUUUAUUUUUGGUCAAACUACAGACUCAUAAAGCUCAAUAACCGCAGAAAAAUAGAAUUUCACGGUCCUUCCUGUGUUACUCUUAUAGACUAUUACACAACUUCUGAGUCCUUUGGGUUCGCAAAUUUCGCAUGCUUCAAAUUUCAUUAUUUUUUAUAAGAACCGUACAUGUGCUUAUGCGUUCGUAAUAUUCUUGACCUAUAACGCUUUUCAAUAUUAUUUCAGCCAUAUAGUGGGAAGGCCAGCAUAUAUCCACAGAGUUACCCAAAUGGCUCAGUCAAUUCCGGACAUGGAACAUCUAAUGUGCAGACCCAUGGGCAUGCUGCGCACAAUUCAAAGUCAUCAGCUAGAGGACAUGGUUCUGCAGAUGUAGGAGGAGCUGGUUUAUCAAUUGAAUCUUAUCGUCGUCAGCAUGAGAUAACCAUCCAAGUAUGUUACUAUUGGCAAUUAUUUCCGUAGAUUUUUAGUUAUAGAAUGCAUCUAAUAGAGGAGCUUCUUUGUAUUUUCUUUGUCUAUUGGUUCUGCAAUAUGAAUACUUAUCCCUUGAAUGGAAAGUGUCAAUCCCUUUUUUGGAGAUCAAUGGUACUGUCUCGUAGUGUCUGUUUUUCAGUCAAACACAAUGGUAUAUGUGUGAAUUUCGUAUGGUUUUGGUGUGAGGAUUUCCCACAUUUAUCUGAAUUCGCCUUGAUAUCUAGAGUCAAAUUAUCCCCACAUUUAGGUACGAGCUAGAAAGCCGGUGGAUUUGUUAAAUGUUGAAAAGACAACUUGAAUAAGCAUAUGGUAAAGAGCUUCUCAGUCCACUUAUUUUCUUAUUUUAUAAAUGAUGUCUUGGAUAUGUCUUGGAUGGUAAGCAAUAUUACCUAUCCAGUCGUAUAGAAACUCCAGCCUUUGCUUUUCUUAUUUUUGUUGCUGAUUGUACUCCAGUCAUGCUAAGCAGUUCACUUUAUUGCAUAUCGUUACCAUUUCUUAGGAACAGAUGAAAAUUCUUCAUAUCAGGUGAAUUGUUCCGAGAAAAAAAAAUGAUUAACGCUUUUUUGUAAAGCUCCCGAAUAAGAUACAUUAUAUUUAUUCAUAUGGUUUAACUUUUGAAAACCUUGCUGCUGCACCUGGUUUGUUGCUUUUUUAUCUUCAAAUGAAGAUUCUCGUCUUAAAUGCAUCAUGUCGCAAUUUUCGUGGUAAUUGCAUCUCAGACUUUGAUCAUGUUAUUAAAUUUCCUAACCAUUUAGAGAGUGCGGUUUUCUUUAAAAAAUUAUCUCCUUUUAGGGGAACUUUCACUCUUCGUUCACAAUUCGAGUUUUCUUGAAGAAAACUCUCGUUAUUUUGAGAAGGUUUUCAUUAAAUGGUUUUCGUUCUUGAGAGAUAUUCUGGGGCACCCCUGAGGAUAGACAGUUCAGUUUUCUGGACUUGAUGGGUCAGAUUUGGGUCCGAUGCAUCCUUUGAGUACUGUUGAAAAUUUUGAUUUCCAUCCUUCUAGGUUGCCUUCAUAUUCAUGACAAUGGUUAUCUAACCUCUUUCUGUCCUAAAUAUUUGCUUCAUUUACCCCUUUUUCUGCUUUUUAAAAAAUGUGAGGUCUGCCAUCAUUUGAUUCAAGAUAUGUCUCUGAGGUUUUCGUAGAUAAUAUUUAAUCAUCUCCAUUGGAAGAAGAUUUCCUUGCUUUACAAGCAUGGGAGCUUCUUCUGCAUGAAUAGAUUGAUGAAUUUUUGGUUGAGUCUCAGCAUGAAUAGACACAAUUCAGACGCUUGAGUCACUUUUUCACGUCUUUUCAAAUCAAUUUAACGCUCUGCACACAUAUUUGACGUGAUAUUUCAUUCUGCUCAUUCUGUGUUUGAAAUUGGCUUAUUUCGGCCUAAAUUGCUGAUUAGGAUUGGAAUUGCCAUGACCGACCUAAGGACACAGGAUUGGUUCAUUGGCCCUGUUAAAAUGUAAGUCUGGAGGGGGGUGUAAAUUACUCUCUGAUGCUUUCAUAACAUUGAGGUUUUACUGGGCAUGGCAGCUUACAAGACUAGACAUCUGAUUGAGUGCUGGUGCAUUGCCCCGACUGGCAUCUAAAUCUUGUGGAUAUAUGGUGAUUUUUUUAAUAAUUCGGAAAAUUCGAAUAAUUUCUGCCUCUAUCUUUCAGUGCAAGUUAAAUUUUUUCAUAAAUGUGGUCAUCUAUUUAUCGGGCUGUUUUAUUAUUACCGAUGGUCAUUUAUCGUAAAUCUUCUUGGCCUUUAUUGGAGUUUCUUCUUGCUGUACUAUUUUUUUCUCCUUGAUCUUGUUAAUGAUAUAUUGGCUAUCAAUUUAUUAAAAUUCUACCUGAUUUCUCCAGGGAGAUGAUAUACCGGCCCCAUUUAUGACAUUUGAAACUACAGGCUUUCCCUCGGAAGUUCUGAAAGAGGUAUAUUAAAAAUGUCAUGAACGUCUUUCAGUACUGUUUAUGAACAUGUGGGUGUUGACUCUUCUGUUUGUAUCCAACUUUUCCAACUUCCAUUUUGUGCAAUUGGUGGAGGCAGACAUUAAUGUUAAGACUUAUGUCCAUCUUUUCCGGGUUCUGCAUUUUUGUCGCAGGUGCGAUAUUUGCUCCGGGGAGGAGCUAAUGUCGUACGCUGUGCUGAGCCAGUGCCGCCUUCAUUGGGUGGCUUACAUAUAGCUGGCGCGCCCAUUACGAUGGUGGUGGCGGGCCAGCUUUGGUGGGUCUUCUGAGUCACUGUAUGUGGCUCAGCAUGCUCCCAGCUGCUCGGUCCAGUCUGCCUCCCAGUCGGACACCAUGCUCUGCAGUGUUCCACCCUCAUUGGGGGUGGCUUACACUUAGUUGGAGCGCCUUAAUGGUGGUGGUGGCGGACCAAAUUUUGGUGGGCUCUCUGGUCAUUGUCCAUGACUGGGUCUGCCCCCAGGUGUUUGGUCCCAUCUGCCGUCUCAGUUGGACAGAAGGUCUUUUCCUCUGCUCCACUUUGCACCUGCAAGCGGCCAUCUUCAUCGGGGGGAUAUGCUUCUGCUGACAAUAACUUAAUUAUGGCUUAAUUCAAGAAAACGAGCCGGAGAACUUUACCCUUAAGUAAAAACCAGUGGCAAGCCUCAUGGUGUAUGUGAAUUUUCCUUUUCCAGGUACAACAUGCCGGCUUUUCAUUUCCGACACCUAUCCAAGCUCAGUCUUGGCCUAUUGCCUUGCAAGGCCGUGAUAUUGUGGCCAUCGCAAAGACUGGCUCCGGGAAAACAUUAGGUUAUCUUAUUCCAGGGUUUAUUCAUCUCAAGAAGCUCCAUAACAAUUCCCGGAUGGGUCCAACAGUGCUGGUUCUGGCUCCAACAAGGGAGCUGGCGACGCAGAUCCAGGAAGAGGCUGUAAAGUUUGGCAGAUCUUCUAGAGUUUCUUGCACGGUUAGUUUUUCUGUUAAUAUUCAUAAUACCUAUUAAUCUCUCACCUGAAAUUUGAUUUCGCGUUUCAUACCUUUUAUAUCGGAAAAAAGUUUCUAUUCAAGUAUCGAAAUCACAUUGUCUUUGGAACUGACUUUUCUUGAUUACCUUGGUGAAGUGUUUGUAUGGAGGUGCACCUAAAGGACCCCAGCUGAGAGAUCUAGAUCGGGGAGCAGAUGUCGUGGUUGCAACUCCUGGGCGUUUGAAUGACAUUCUAGAGAUGAGAAGGAUCAGCCUUCGUCAAGUCUCUUAUCUGGUCCUUGACGAAGCUGACCGAAUGCUGGAUAUGGGCUUUGAGCCGCAGAUUCGGAAAAUUGUCAAGGAGGUGCCCACCCGUCGCCAGACCCUCAUGUAUACUGCUACAUGGCCAAAGGAAGUGCGCAAGAUUGCUGCUGAUCUGCUGGAACGUCCAAUUCAAGUGAAUAUCGGCAGCAUUGAUGAACUUGUUGCUAAUGCUGCUAUCACACAGGUGAGAAAGAAGACCGCCAAUGCGCGUUUCACAUCCCCAUUUUCCUCAGAAAAUUUUACCCCGCAUUCAUCCUGUGGCCCGUCAUUGCAGUAUGUUGAAGUGAUGUCGUCCAUGGAGAAGCAGAGGCGCCUAGAACAGAUCUUGCGGUCCCAGGAACCUGGUUCCAAGGUCAUCGUGUUUUGUUCCACUAAAAGAAUGUGCGACCAGUUAUCACGUUCCCUGACGCGCUCAUUUGGUGCCGCUGCCAUCCACGGCGACAAGUCGCAGAGCGAAAGAGACUUUGUGCUGGGCCAAUUUCGUACAGGUAGAUCCCCUAUUCUGGUGGCCACUGAUGUUGCCGCAAGAGGACUGGACAUCAAAGAUAUCAGGUCUGGUUCGCUCGCAAGAACAGUAUUUCUGCGUAUUAAAUCAAUUAUCUGCUAUCGUUGCGAUGAUAUAUUGGUAAAUGUAUGUCAUUGUUGCAGGGUUGUUGUCAAUUAUGACUUCCCGACGGGCGUGGAGGACUAUGUUCAUAGAAUUGGGAGGACAGGGAGAGCCGGCGCCACAGGUCUGGCUUAUACAUUCUUCUGCGAUCAAGAUGCAAAGUAUGCGGCGGACCUCAUCAAGGUCCUAGAAGGGGCCAACCAGCGAGUUCCUUCGGAGCUGCGGGCCCUGGUAUCCCGUGGUGGGUAUGGAAAGGCGCGGAGCCGCUGGGGUUCAAGCUCUGGCGGCCGCGAUGGUGGAAGGUCCUAUGGUGGUGGGCGAAGUGAUUCUUCUUAUGGUGGGAGGAGCACAUGGGGUUCUUCUGGCGGCAGGCCGGAGAGCGGCCGUGGGGUCAGUGAUCGGGAACCUCCUCGCGACAGGUAAAUUUUUCCUUCUUUUUUCAUCUAUUUUUUUUAAUGAUAUGACGCCGUCUUCCAGGUCAGUUCUUCAUCUGUGUUCAAUCAAACACGUCUUUUUUUAGAAAAAUUCUGUCUGGGUUUUCCGAUUGGACACCUUGGAUUCACUUUUUGCUGCAAUUGUUGCUAGAUACGAUCGUGGACACUACGGUUCGCAUGAAGAUGAUGACACGCGUGCUCGUUAUGACAGCAAGGGGCAUGACGAUCGCAGGACUGGGGACAGGGGCCGCAGCCGCAGUCGCAGCCGGAGCCCGGUCAGGGGCUCCUACGGCCGUGCCGGCAGUCGGAGCAGGAGCCCCAGCAAGAGCAGGAGCCACAACGCCCACUCUGGGAGGAGCCGCAGCCAGAGCCGCAGCCACAGCCGUAGCCGCAGCCGCAGCCGCAGCCGCAGCCAUGAGAGGUACGCCGGGCACAAUUCAGGCCGCAGGCAUUCUCCGGUGGCCAAGAAGGGCCCACCGACGCGUUCGCCGCCGCCACCGCGCCACCAGUCACAUGCAUCUCAGGGAUCUCCGUCUCCGUAUAAUGGGGAUAGGAUGCAGCCAAAGAGAUCGCCUUCGCCUUAUAAUGGCAAUGGAGCACAAGCUUGGAGAUCGUCGUCUUCGCCGCCGCCGCUGCCUCAGCACAAUGCAAAUGGCGUGAGGGAAGAGGCCCCGACUGAUCGCGGCCUGAACAAUCCGAGGGAUAACAAAUCCAGGUCACCGGCACGGAGAUGUGCUGGCGGAGAGGAGGAAGAGGAAGGCAUCAUUCCAGGAGAUGAGGAUGGUGCAAUCCGUCGCUGA